UGCUCCCUGCUUGGUCAAUUAAACACCAUCACCGCCGCCGCCGCCUCCAGCACACAACACCGAUAUCCCAAAUCUCACCCACACACACACACGCACACGCAGACCACGAUGGCCCGAGCCAAAGAGGCGGCGGCUGACGCCCGCAGCCGCGUCGCGGACGAAGUCGCAGCAGCAGCCGCAUCCGCGCACACGGCACUCUCCGGCCCCGCCGACAAGCUGGCCUCGCUGUCGUCCUCGACGUCAUCUUCUGUGAACGCCCGGGCCACCGCCCGCCUGCCCGGUCCUGUGCGGUUCGCGCUGGCGGUGGUCUUGAACUUUGCGCUGACGGCGCUGGGCCGGUCGUUCGUCGACCAUUGGAGCGAGAACGAGGUGGGAGCCGUGAUGAGGGAGGGGAAUUCGAGGGCUGAGUUGGCGGGGUUGGUGACGUGGAGAGUGUUUGGACUCGCUCUCGGCUGGUUUGGCGACUACGAUGGCUACGAUCUCGCAGCCUUGUCUCUCCUCUCGCAUGGUCCCGCGACCCUCCUCCUCUCCGUCUUCUACGGGGUCCGUGCCCUGACCGCAGGAGCUUACCUCGCCGUCGACGUGGUGUCGGCGUUCUUGCCCUUCGUCCUGCUGCGCCGGCUAUCUGGUGCCCACUCAGCCGCUCCCGGCAUUCCGAACCGCGAGAUCGUGGUCGACAGAGGGAUCCAAGUGCUCACCUCGCUCCAUUCAGCACUGGUUUACAGCGUGGUUCUGUUUCUGGCAAACCGGUUCCUCCUGCCCAGCACCCUGGUCUUGUAUUUCGAAGGCAUCCCUACCAUCAAGCCUGCGGAAGAUGCCGGCUUUCUCGGGUUCGGCAGUCCAACAACUCAGCUGCUCAGCCUGCUGUUCGGGCAGGCUGCGCGGACUUUCAUCUUUACGCCGCUCGUCACUACGCCGCGGACGUCUGAGGACCAGGCGAACGCUGAGUUUGAUCCCGUCAACGCCACGCUCGCGCAGACGGUAGCGUGGAAUUUGUGGGGAUACACCACCCGCACCAAGGUGUCCCUUACCCGGACAGCGGUGGCCAUGCUGUUCACCGCGGUCGGCACAUACCUGGACACUGCGCUGGCGAUCAAGGGCGUUGAGCCAUACGGUGCGGCGGUCUACGCCAGCGUAUGGGUCAUCGCGGCCCUUGUGACCGGGCUCUCGCUCAGAUACGUCGGAAGCAUAUAAGUUGGCAUGGCCAGUUGCGUGUUCGAAAUGCCGGAUGACGUGCCCAGGAGAAGGCUGUAUACCCGGAGUCGAGGCAACAGGACGUCAAUCAUCUUCCGAAUGACUCGUGGGUUAGGCUGCAGACCAGGAUCCAG
Thermothielavioides terrestris NRRL 8126 is the source of this 1328-nucleotide messenger RNA. RefSeq lists its product as uncharacterized. The transcript has 3 exons. Bases 109 to 1194 code for a protein of 361 amino acids. NCBI's taxonomy places the organism in Eukaryota, Fungi, Ascomycota, Sordariomycetes, Sordariales, Chaetomiaceae. The record is from RefSeq and is a predicted model, not a curated record.